AGAGGGACCACUUAAGCGAACGGACCAAAUAAUAAAAGCAAUAUUCUAUAGCGAAAUGAAAGCAAUAGCAGACCGCUUUUCAUGCAUUAUAUUUCAUUUUCCUAAAUGCCUUAUCCAUUAAUAUAUUUUCAUAAUAAAACGACUUCAUCUUCGUAGGUGUAAGCCAUGUUGUUAACCGCACGCCUGGCCAAAGCCCUCCAACUCACCCUGGCGGUCGUCAAACCGGACGGCGUGGCGCACCCCCUGGUGUUGGAGGCGCUUCAUCAGAAGAUCCUGGACAACAGCUUUGUUAUUGUCAAAUGCAAAGACCUUGCCUGGAAGAAACAGGACUCUGAGAAGUUUUACGUUGAACAUGCAGGAAGAUUCUUCUAUCAAAGACUUGUUGAAUUCAUGUCAAGUGGGCCGAUGCGGGCGUACGUUCUGGCCAGGGAGGACGCCGUGAGUCACUGGAGAGAGCUGAUGGGGCCCACGAAAGUGUUCAGGGCCAUAUACACCUCCCCAGCCUCCUUAAGGGGCCAGUUCGGACUCACUGACACCAGGAACACCACCCAUGGCUCAGAUUCAAUGGAGUCGGCGCGGCGGGAGAUCGGCUUCUUCUUCCCAGAGUUCUCCAUGGAGGCGUGGAUGCAGAAGGAGGAGCCGGCGUUCCGAGCCGGAAGGAUGGCGUACGAUGAGCAGCGACAGAUCCACACGCUUCCCACGCAGAGCUGAACCUCGGAAGCAAAUCACGCGGUUCUGUUAAGAACUCCCCGUUGCCAAAUGUACAGACCGACCCUGACUUUUGAAGCCGUGUCCUCUGACUAGCUGCACGUCAAAUCCCUCAUUCUGUUGGCGCUGAAGAAGUGAUGCUGUGGCGAUCUACUAUUACAAUGUAACCCUUUCCUUAUUACUGAGAAUAGUAGGAUUAGAUCAUUAAGGCAGUAGCAUGAAUGACACUGUCAACAUCCAAGAGAAGAGAUCGAAUGUGUGUUUUCAACGUCUCUCCAUCGUUCCAGUUCUGUGUAGUGAAUUCAGGACCGUUUAUAUCUUUGAACCUUGAAUCUAUAUGGAUGUUACUUGUUCAUUGUGAGAGGAUAAAAUAUCCCUGAACAUGAGAGGCGCGAAAGAAGACGACAUAAUUCAAACAGACAAUUGUACUUUCACAUGGAAAGAUAUAAAUACACAAAACAAACGGUGCAGAGACAUUUUAGAAUUCAUCAUCUUCACAGACCGAGUGUAGUGGUAGUGUUCGAUACAUCACCUUCCUGAGACGUUGUAACGUAUGCUGCUGGUAACUAUUAAAACAAUGUAUUAAUCAAAUGUGAAUAAAAUACAAAUUAAUUUAUAAUGGUG
Molecule: messenger RNA, 1332 nt
Organism: Gadus chalcogrammus (walleye pollock)
Lineage: Eukaryota; Metazoa; Chordata; Actinopteri; Gadiformes; Gadidae
Gene: nme6
Product: NME/NM23 nucleoside diphosphate kinase 6
Exons: 6
Coding region: 166-711 (181 amino acids)
Biological process (GO): CTP biosynthetic process; UTP biosynthetic process; GTP biosynthetic process
Molecular function (GO): nucleoside diphosphate kinase activity
Source: RefSeq, a predicted model, not a curated record